AUGGCAUCAGGAUAUUCGAGCAGUGUUAGCAGCUGCAGCAGUGACGAAGGCGACGUCUUGAUCUGUAAAUGUUCAGAAAGACACACGAUCAAAAGAGUGACUACCAAACCUGAAGAAAAUGACACAGAUCAAACGGACGCUGCACGUGAACCCGGUGAAAUUGUGGAUGAAGACCCCAUGGAUAUCCGUGAACCCGUCGAAAUCGUGAACGAAGAACCCAUGGAUCAGACGGAUGCUGCUCGAGAAUAUAAAACGGAUGCUGCUCCCUACGAUGAUGAUGCCUACGACGCCGAUGACGAAUGGGAUGGCCUUUCGAGACAUUACUUGUUCUGUCAUCGACCCGAAAUGAGAGGAUUCUAUACACGAAUGCAGACAUUUGGAUGUUGUUCUUCCACGAGGACCCUAACAGUCUUAGCGAUACAGGCGUACGCCGAACUGAACCAGUGGGACUUGGUUCUCCCGUUUGUUCAGAACGUGUAUGGAAAUGUGGAGUCGUGUCCCGCCAGAGUCAUACAGCUGUGCCUGCUUCUUCACGCAAGAGUGAAACAGUUUGUGCAGUGUCACGCCAUGGCCAAAGUCUGGCUGCAAUACAAUGCCAGCACGGGGAUCGAGGGCUACACUGACGUCGCCAAACUGUAUGUGCGUCAGAUCCUCAUCCCUCUCGGAGCCUACAACUUGGUCGCGCAGUUUGUGGAAGGCUGCUCAGAACUCACUUUUACUGACAAACAGAUGCUUCUUUCCCCGGUGAACAAGUCUGAAGAAGAGGUGUUCCGAUUCGAAAAGAAACAGUCUACUCACUGCUCAAGAGAAGUCAGUGACGAAAGAGUGUCAGAACAUGGAGGAGAAGUAACAGCAGAAAAGUAUUCUGCAGGUGAAAAGCGAUUUAGAACUAUCCGCACCUUGUGGUGUGUGCUACAGAAGGCGCUGGCACGCUGGAAAGACUGGAAAGUGUGGAGAAUACUUGUGAUGUUAACUCUAGGAACCAUGGCUCUCCUUCACACACAGUUUGGUGAUAGUUUUUGUGGACUAAAUCAUGCAAUAAAGGUUUGGGAGGCAAUUAUUAUCACAUGGAACAGAAUAUGUGGAACUUGAAGCUUUUAAGAUGUGAAUACAGCCAGUGACUAUGUGCCAUUCUAGUGAUAAUACAUGUGCAUGAAACAGGCGUCACAAAAUGAUGUGGAGAAUUAAUUAAACUUGGGGGGGUGGGGGGGAAGAGUCAAAAGAUGAUAGUGAUAAUUAAUGUUCAACUGCGUAGGGUUGGGGCGUGGGAAGAUGACCGUGGAAAUUAAUUUCCGGUUGUGAGGGGAGGAGACAAUGCAUUAUCUGAUGGCAGGACAGUGACAGACAAUCAAAAUGGUGAAAGGGUGAGGUGUCUGCUGCCUCUCCAAGUUGAGAAAGGGGUCGAGGAAAGAGAGCAGCGAGUCAGAACUUCGACUUACAGUCUCAAGUAUAUUGUGAUAAAUGCCAAAGAAUAUAUAUGUUUAUACAUUAAAA
Molecule: messenger RNA, 1494 nt
Organism: Gigantopelta aegis
Lineage: Eukaryota; Metazoa; Mollusca; Gastropoda; Neomphalida; Peltospiridae
Exons: 5
Coding region: 1-1092 (363 amino acids)
Biological process (GO): protein import into peroxisome membrane; protein import into peroxisome matrix
Cellular component (GO): peroxisome; peroxisomal membrane
Molecular function (GO): protein-containing complex binding; ATPase binding
Source: RefSeq, a predicted model, not a curated record